CCCGCAUGACUCGCAUCGCCACCUCGCACUCAACCGCCACAUAACUAAUACGUUCGAUUGUAUUUAUACUGCGCCGGUAUAGCCCAGUUUUGUUCAAGCUCCCAUUAUCGCUGCCACACAAACUCACGCAAAAAUGACGUCCGAAAACCCCAUCCCCACGGUCGAUCUCACCUCCUUCAGCUCGCCCUCAACACACUCCGACGCCGACCGGCUCGCCGCCGGACAAGCCUUCGUCGCGGUGCUGCACCGGUAUGGAUUUGCCAACGUCAUCGGCCACGGCUUCACCGCCGACGAGAUCAACCAAGCAUUCCAAUGGAACAAGACUCUGUUCGACCUGCCUUACGCCGACAAGAUGAAGGCUCCUCACCCACCCGGACCGUUCCCGCACCGCGGCUACUCCGGCAUCGACCAUUACGCACGCGCCGACACCAACACCUCCACUUCUCCCGACGGGGAAGAAGCUACGCGCAAGAUCUCGGACCUCAAAGAGAGCUUCGAAGUCGGCAGCGCGCACGACGACCAACAGCAAAACAUCUGGCUGCCGGACGACACCCUGCCCGGCUUCCGCGCCUACGCAACCUCGCUCUACGAGCGGCUCGCCGGCGUGGGAUCGGUACUCCUCGCCGCCAUCGGCCUCGGCUUGGGCCUCGACGCCCAGGAGCACGACGCGCUCCAACACCUCGCCUCCCACCGCCACAGCCAGCUGCGCCUGCUGCACUACCCGGCCGUGUCCAAGGCGCGCCUGCGGCACGACGUGCGCGCGCGCAUGCCGGCGCACAACGACUGGGCCACGUUCACGAUGCUGUUCCAGGACGGGGAUAGCGGCGGGCUGGAGCUGCGCGAUCCGCAGACGGGGGGGCAGUUUCUGCGCGCGCAGCCGGAGGGGGGCGCGCUGGUGCUGAAUGUGGGGGAUAUGCUGGAGCGGUUUACGAACGGCUAUUUCAGGUCGGCCGUGCAUAGGGUGUCGGUGCCGGAGGCGGAGAUGGUGGACGAGGAGACGGGGGUGCCCGCGAGGCGGUCCAUUCCGUUCUUUGUUAGCCCUGCGCCGUCGCAUACGGUGGCGACGCUGUCGCGGUUUGUGAGUGACGAGAACCCGAGGCGGUAUGAUCCGGUGCGGUUUGGUGAGUAUGGUGCGUCGGUGAGCAAGUAUCAUUACCAGGUGGGGAAUAUUUGAGGUAUUUUGAGGUUUUGCAUGGGUAAUUGCGACUUCACUCUAUAUCUAGACUUGUAUGACUUUAGCAACGUAAGUGGUGUGCGCUCAUGUGAUCCUAACCAAGAUAGGUAGGUAGUUGGUGUCCUAACCUCGAUGCCAUCGACAGUGUAUGGGACGGCCAUCUGAUAAUCAUGACAACCUGCCAUAUCACGCUCGUCGAUAGAGCUCUGAUGGAAU
Messenger RNA from Chaetomium fimeti, 1390 nucleotides. RefSeq lists its product as uncharacterized. Bases 134 to 1174 code for a protein of 346 amino acids. The transcript has a single exon. The record is from RefSeq and is a predicted model, not a curated record. Gene Ontology annotation, molecular function: 2-oxoglutarate-dependent dioxygenase activity. Lineage: Eukaryota; Fungi; Ascomycota; Sordariomycetes; Sordariales; Chaetomiaceae.